CAGUGACCAUGGAUGGCACAAAAGCCCCUUGCAACAUAUCAAGAAAUUUGAAACUAAGUAAUGGUAAAUACAAUGUCUCAGAAAAUGGAAUGUUUGAAGUGAAGGGUGGUGUGUUCAAAGACUGCAAAUAUGCAUGGACUUCUUAUAAGACAGAACUACGGCUCUUCCGCAUGUCAGUAGGAAACAAAAUUGCCACAUGGAGGUUUGGAGCAGAUGUUUUUCAGUCUGACAGUGUUGCAGAAAUUGGACAGGAGCAUAUUGGGUACCGUGUGCCUCAUGUGACCUGUGUGUGCGAGUUGCCACCACGGGGAGCAGUCACUGGUUCUACUGCUCCUCAGCUUCUUGUAGGACUAGACUGUGGGCCCAGUCGUGGUGGUGCUGUAUGUAUUUGUGACAGCUCGUCUGGGUCUAUAAUUACAACUAUCAACGUCUUACACCCGGUCUCAUCAUUGUCAGUUAUUGAUGGAGGAGCAAGUCCUGCGAGCAGACUUCUUUCUCCAGCCAUCACGAACAUGUGUGGGGUGGCUGCUGUAGGCCUUACAGGAUGUGGAUAUGUAAUGUUAGUUGAUUUGCGGCGGCACGAUCCAGAUGGCCCUCACACCGCCAUUCUUCUCAAUGAAGAGUCGUUUAAGGUACCCAGGAAGUUCGCUCUGAAGGGUUCAGACGGUAAAGUACGAUGUUACCUUCCUUCAUACAAGGUGGAUGUGACUUGUGUGCAGUAUGUGCCAUGUAUAACAAGCCUUCUUGUAGGAUAUAACUUUGGAUGUUUUGAGAUAUGGGACUUGCGGGAGCAGAAAAUUAGAUAUGUGAGUCCAGUGAUGGAGCAGACAAUUCCAGUAGCUCACAUCGCAUUCCAGGAGCCAUCAGAUGAUCCACGCAACUUCUGCUAUGUGUGGACUGUGCACAGUCCCAGUGGUGAGAUAAGUGAUAACAGUAGUGACUCUUGCCACCCAGUAGCAUUCAUGUAUGCUCUUUGCUACCAGUGGAAAGAAUGGAUUGAUGGCUGUGGCUAUAUCUAUGAGGGCUUUAAAGGAUGUAGCCAGCAUUACUUCUUUGAAAUGAAGGCAUAUGAGAACAAGGAAACACUUGGAGGGAACAGCCUCACCUGCCAGGCCGUCGGAACGGCUGUCUCAAGACAGCAUCGAUCCCUCGGGCCUGAUGAUUUUGAUGACAGUGUCAAUGAAGGUGAACUAAGCUUAUGCCUCUUCGCUUGGCAAAGUAUGGAUACAGACUGUAAGAGCAUGUUACGUGUUGCAUUAUUUGAUCUUGAUCGAUGGUACAAGGAAGAGAUGCCACAGUCUGGAACUGGAAGUUACAUAGUAGUUUUCCAUCUUGAAGACACACUGCACUCGUCUACCAAUCCUGUCCUUGAUGUGGUUGUUGAUGAGAGUUCACUCCAGCCCUACCGCUCAGAUACAGGACAUGAAGAGUACUACAGACCAUCUGCUUUAUCUUUUGUUUCACAGAUACUCUUUGAAGAUGAGUUGGUGGAAAUCAGUCACCCUGGUGAACAGCAGUUUUUGCUCUCACAUCUUGACAAAAGUGGUCCUCUUGCUCUGCUGCACCCUGCUCAGCUAUACAAGCAUUGUCUCAGCAUUGGAUUACGGCCGGCACUUUUUGAUAUCACAAGUCCGUCAAGUGAAGUAUCUUUGGAUCAGCAGCGCAGGUUUCUUCUAGCUCUUGCUCUCGAGUGGCAGAUGUCUGGGUUCUUACAUUCAUGUGCUGUUGAAUGGGCCAGUGGAUCCCAAAGUGUUGCUGGGUGUUCAUUACCAGUGCUCCUCACCUGGGGCUGGGAGUUUGCUCUGGCUGUCAAGGACGAAGCAAGCAAACUUUGUGCACCACUUUUUGAUCACUCGGGCACAAAACUGGACCGUGCUGGCCGGCGUUUGCUAAGCAUGUAUCGUAACCAGCUUGGCCAUUUGGCAAAACUCUUCAGCGGAGUGUUAACUUCACCCAAGAUUCCAAAAAUUUAUGUUCCAGAUUCCGUUGAAAAGCAGGCAAAGGCCCUUGAAAUGAUUUCACUAUAUUUUGAAGUUGUUCAAUGGUUCAUGAAUGCAGGAUUACUCCCGGAGUUUCCAGAUGAUGGUGUGACAUAUGGAGGAGAUCUACUGAUGGAAGAUCACCACAAACUUCUGCCAUAUCCUGCAUCUGUAAUUAAGAAGUUCUACGAGGACAGGAGGGCUGACUUGAAGGAUGAAGUUCCUCUCUUUGUUGACCUGUUGCUAGAACAGGACAAGUCACUCAAGCUGAAGGAACUAUGGGUCCAGGAUGGUGGAUCUGGUUUCUAUCCUCCUCCCUCUCUCCAGGCACUGCUCCAGACUUACCUAAUCGAUGUUUUGGACACAACUGCCAAACAUCGCUUUGUGAUAUAUGUAUUCCUUGAUCUUGCUGAAACGCUAGAUGACAGGUAUGCAGGUGCAAUUAACUAUCUAAUAAAGUUUCCAGCUGCAUUCUACAUGAGACCAAGCAUUAUUAAAAUAACUCAAGCGAUGUGGCUGCUUGAUCAUAAAGACUUUGAGGAAGCACUUCGAAUGCUGCUGGAUCCCAUGAUCAGACCUAUAGAUCUGGAACAGUGGCAGCAUCGUGCCAUUGCACUUGCAUUUCUCAAGCAAGGGAAAGCGGACCUUGCUUUGGACUACAUAGUGUGUCGGAAUGUCCCACUAGACACAUUUGAAGAUAUAAAAUUAAAAAUCUCAAUUUUAAUUGAAAAUAAGAAAGUUUUGGAGGCUUACGAAUGCCAGAGCAUGUACUCAAUUGGAGAAAGCAACCAAGAGUUGAUGGAGUUUUUUCUUCGUGAGUUACACCGAGCUGAGCUCAUGGAUCAGAUAUUUUACCUAACAUUAACACCUAUGGAGGAGAAGUGCUUUUUCCAGUUUCUGGACAAGUCCUUAGUUCAUGGAGGUGGUGGAACCAAGUUAAUAUACUACUUGCAGCAAUGCAGGAUCAUUGAGGCAUUUGAGACUGUUGAUAUCUUGGAACGCAAAUACAACGAAAAUUACUUCAAUGAGACUCUUCGGAGCCUUCCAUACAAGUAUGUUGCAAAAUCUGUUGAAGGGCUGCCAGAGAUAACACGUAAAACAGCAGAUGUCUACAGAUCUGCUAAAGCACCUUCUUGUAAUACAGGUACUAUUCCCGAACCUCUGUCGAUGACACUCUAUCGCCACAAAUCGUCAGAUCCUCUUUGGAAUAAAUCUACAGGCAUAGAGACAAUUUUGAGGAAAAUAAAAGAGACAUGGGUACCUGAGUUAGUGAAUGAUGCAGAUUCAUUAGUGCAAAAAACUCCAUUUCUUUUCUCUCCUUUUCACUUCCAGCUGAACAGGCAUUACAAUUCAACUCGAGCUGUUUGUGUAACAGAAAAGAAGCGUGGUAGACAGGAUGAAGAGAAAGAAGGAACACCUCCCAAACGUCGCCGAACAGAAGAUUUGAGACCUGUUAAUAACAGCAGUACCAUAGAGGAACCUCAUGAGCCUCGAGAAGUUGAUGUGUCACUGUUGUUAGACACCCCAAGAAUAAAGAGGCUGUCUGAACUAAGAGCAACUGCAAAUGCCUCAUUUUCUGGCACACCUAUCAGAGAAACGUCAACUCAUCAUUCUAUCCUUAAGGUACAUUCAGUUUCAAAAAAAUCAUUGUCACCUGAAGAUUCGGUUAGUGAAGAUAUAAGCAGAACAACAAGAGGGGCUGCAUCAAAAGACCACGGGACAGAGAUGAACACCGAUGGCAAAAAGACAGAGGAGAAAAAGGAAUCCGAAACAGGCGUGCUGUCAGCAAGCCGACAGAUCCGUUUUGCAUUACCAAAAGAGAGCAACCUAGACAGAAAGAAAAGUGUCAUGGGUGCCAGCCCUAGGAAGGCUCUGUAUGAAGGAAAUGUUGCGCACACAACAGAUACCCAGGUGGGAGGAAGGAGGCCAGGAGACAUGGCACGUCCCUUAUGCUUUUUCCCAAAGCCUUCAAGUGGCACUCGGGACACAGAAGCUUCAGUAUCUAAAACAGUUUAUACAGCGAAGAAAGCUGAACGCAGUUUAUCAUUUUCUCCUUCUCCUCGGAAGCGAGACAGUGCUAACAGUGAAGAAAGAGUAGCUAGCAGAGUAGCUUCUAUUAAAGGGAAAUAUUUUUUCCCACCUAAAUCUAAAGUAGGUGAUGAUUCUGAAGAAAACCAAGAAGACAGUUUUGUGUCCGCUACCAGCGAUAUAGAUUCAAAUACUGAAGACGCUUCUGGAGAUGCAGUUCUGUCAUCUGUGUUAGCUGAAUCUGUCUCAAAAGAUUUGAAGCAAAAUAUUUCAUCAUCAACUAAUAUAGUGGAGUACCAACUUGAGGACAGUGUGCAGUCAGUAGAUGAUCAUAAUUUCAGAGAAAAGUGUGUCAAGACAGGUGACCCUCCUCGUGUGACGAUCAUUUCGCCCAGAAUUACAAAGAGGGAAUCUUAUAGGAAGAGUAAUGUUUCUUUCCUGACUGAUCAUACAAUGCAUGGCAUUGGAGGUAGUAAACUGCUGAACAGUCCCUCAAAGCAUUCAGUGAAGUUUGAUGAUUCUAGGCGGGCUGUUAAUAGCUGUUCUCUUCAGACAGCAGAUGGCAUACCAAAUACUGAAAAAUCAUCUACUUCAUUUGCAUGUGUCAGUAUUGAGACAGAAUCUCCAACCAGUACCACUACAACAAACAGAAAGAGUAUCCUGUCAUUUUCUCGUAGUAGUAUAACUCGUAAUGUCUCUUAUACUUCAGUUCUCAGUAGAAGAUCAGAUGAAGCACUGUCUGCUGCUGGACAGAAAUGUGAGGAUGAUGGUCCUAUUACUCAAGGAGCCACCUCUCAUUUGGAAUCAUAUUCUUUGUUGUCACAUAAUACAGUUAAGGGAGUAGUUAACACCAGUAACAAAACAGACAAAGAUAGCAGUAAGUCUUCUGCAUCAUUCCUACCUGACAACACUGUACGCAUUGUUCCUGGGAAUACUUCCACUAGGCAGACUGAUGAAAGGAGAGAAUCUCUGAGUGAUUCAAAACAGACUGAAAGUACUGUUUUGACGCCCAUUGAAGGUUUAUUAGCAUCUGAGAAAACAUCUUUGAUGGGAAUUGGGACUGAGACAGAAGAUAGUACCAGUUUAACAUCUGAGAGAAGUCAAUACAGCUCAUCCAGAUUUAUUCUUCCUGAUGCAACCAUUCAAAGCAGACCUGGUAAAAUAGUUGACAGUGAGCAGUUGGGUGGAGAUGUAAGCUCUGCAGGCAUGGCAAAAGAAAAUCGGAAAUGUGUUUCUUUCAAUGCCAGAGGUAGUCCGAAGUUGGGCAGAUCAUCGGAGACAUUGGCCGGCAUUGAAUCUGGGGCUGUAGAUAAUGAGAAUUCUGUCCAGAAGGAAUGUAGUAAUAGGCUGAGCUCAUCAUUUCUCCCACACAGCAGCAGUUAUGACAGGCCCGGUGUCUUGUCCUUCAGUGAACAAUCAGCUGUUGAAGUAAGGGUCACAGGCAGUGCAGAAGAAAUUCAAAAGAGUGGAGAAGACACACCAGAGGUUAAACAAUUAUCUAAGGCGUUGUCAGCAAGCGAAACUGGUCCUCGCAGCACAGUUUACGAUAGUCCUGUUAGCACACCAUGCAGCAGGCAGUCAGAAGACUUACAGAAAUCUGUAAAUGAUAGCAGCACAUAUGAAAAUAAUGUUGAAUCGACUCCAGAAGACACACUGAAGACUGACAAAUCAUCAGAUUCAGUGACAGAUAUCGUAGUUGAGGCAGAAGGUAAUGUUAGCUUCAUGCCUGAGAAAACAUGCAAUACACCUGUAUCUAACUUUCUGUCAGAUACCACCAGAUUUCUGCCAGACAACAGUAUCUGGAAUACCCCCAGUAAUUCUUCAUGCACCAGACACACUGAUAAUGUAUCAGAGUCUGUAGAUAAUACCAAAAAGACUGUUACUAUGACUAUGGAAGGUACAUUGGAAACUGACAAUUCAUCUACUGCAUUGAUAGAUACCAGUGCUGAGAUGGGAGGCAACAUCAGUAAACAGUGGUCAGCUUCACCGACAAGAAUCAGAGCUGAGACAUGUGGUGCUAUUAGCUCUACACCCAAGAAAACUUUGAGCACUUCUGUUUCUACAUUUCUGCCAGAUACCACCAGAUAUUUACCAGAUAACACUGUAUGGAAUACCCCCAGUAACACAUCAAGCACCAAACUUUCUGAUAAUGAACCAGAGGGCCUAAAUAACACCAAAGAGAGUGAAAGGAGUGUUGUGACUAUGGAAGAGACAUUGGAAACUGAUAAAUCAUCUCCUUCAUUGCUAGAUACCUUUGCAGUGGGAGGCAAUGCUAGUGACAAAUCAUCGACUCCACUGACAAAAAUCAGAGCUGAGACAGGAGGUAACGUCAGUUCCACACCUAAGGAAACUAUUUCUAGCUUGUUACCAGAUACUACCAGAUUCCUACCAGAUAACACCAUUUGGAACACUCCCACUAAUUCGGCAUGCACCAGACAUUGUGAAAAUGAACCAGGCUCAAUAGAUAACACCAAAAUGAGUGAAAGAAGUGUUUUGGUGACUUUGGAAGAGACACUGGAAACUGACAAAUCUACGUCCUUAGUAGGUGUCGAGACAGGAGGCAAUGUUAGUUCCAUGCCCCAGGGUAUUUGCGGUAAUCCUGUGCCGAGCUUCCUGCCGGAUACCACUACUUGGAAUAGCCCAAGUCAUUCAUUUGAUGGCAAGCUAUCGGCCAACGAAAUAAUCUCGCCACUCAGUGAACAAGAAAAUUGUCAAAAUGCUACUGUGACCAUAGAAGACAGCUUAGAAAUGGAAGAAAACCCUACUUUGUUGACAGACAGCAAAAGUGCUUCUAGAUAUCUUCCUGAUGACACGAGUUACAACAGCCCUGUUGAGAAAGAUGUGUUGGAAAAUCGGCUUGACAGUGAACCGCAGGGAAUUGGAAAGUCUGCUGACAAAAGAAGCAUUUCAGGGCGAUGUCACACUGAUCUUGAAGAUAAAGAGGAAAAGUGUCCUCCUGUAGCUGAUAGUGAUGCUGAUAAUAUUGACGAUGACGACGACGAUGAAGACUGGCAUGCCAGCGCCGUUGAAGAGGAAGAGGACUCCGAUGAAGCAGAUGAUGAACCAGUGGUAGCUGAUGAUGUGUCAGCUGUUGAUGUAGAAUCUGCCUCCUCCUCUUCGGCAUCCAUCGUACUCAUCAGCAGUUCUUCAUCUUCAACUAGCAGUGAUUCAGACAGUGAGGCAGCAGCAGAUGAAAGGAAAUGUGUCGGUGACAGCCGCACAUCAAGUGUGGACUUUGAUCCUCUACUUGAUCCUGAGAGUGACACUGCCGAAGAGGUAGCUACGGCAGCUAUUUCGCUGAAGGACCCGGACACCGAAAGUCAAAAUGUCGAUCUUCAGCAUUCUGGUGAAGAUUGCGGAGAUGGAGCAGAAAUGAACCAAACUCUGUCAGCAGAACAUGAGAGCAUUGCAGAUACUGAUCCAAAACUGAGAGAUAAUAGCUCCACAGAUGCGACAGAAAAAGCAAAGGAAACUGAAUAUGUGGAUAUUCAGUCCAUUUCCACUGGAGGUUGCAAAGUUUCAGAAGCUGUUAGUGCAGUAGAACCUCCUUACAUCAGUGGAACAGCUGAUUGUGACAACACAAAUAAGAAAAGGUCCCGGAAGGGACUGACAGAAAGAAAACUCUCAAGAUGCAGUAGUGAGCCCCCAGCUAAUGUGGAGAUGUUAGGGAGACUGAGGACAAAGAAGACACGUUCUACUGAUUCACUUAACAAUUCAACAGGCCCAUCUGUUGUUACUGAAACUUUUACUGAUAAAGUUUCUCAGUCUAAAGAUGAGGCUGACAAUUCUCAUACAACUAGUAAGGGUCAUAAGAACAACAUUGACAACUCUCCAAAUGUUGGGAAAGGGCAGAUUAUUAGUGACAUACCAGAGCUGCCUAAUGAAUCAGUGUCAGACGACAUACGUAACUCAAUACAAGAGUGGAUGAAUAGUCCGAUUGUCACAAGGGCAGGAUUCAGAAGGUUGUCCUCAAUACAAAGUGAACCACCUCUGAUGGAUGAUGUGUCUGAUAUAGUUUCACUCCCUCGAACGAGGCGAAAAAAGACCAGUUCUGUAAUAAUGGAGUCAACUUCUCCAAAGAAACGUGGCAGCAAAUCCACAUCACAGCACCAGGAGUCCACAGCUGCAAGAUCUGAGGCGCAAAGUGCAGAGCAUGAGCAACGGAUGGAGGAGUAUACCACAGAGCGCCGCCUUACAAGAUAUCAGCGCUCCCUACUAGCAAGAAGUGCUGACUUGGCAGCUGGAAGAGGGCGAAGCACACCACCUCAUGACCUGAAAACUUUCUCUUUACCAUCCCAAAGUCCUGUGCGACUCCGCUCAUCGGAUCGUCACUGUACGCCUUCUCCUGGAGAUGGCGACAACGUCUCAGUUGCUCAGUCUGAAGAUUCUGAAGUGUCAAGCUCAUUGACGAGUAGCAGCUAUCUGCAACGCUCUCCUAGAUCAGCUCGUUCGGAAAGUAUCAUCAGACGACCGUCGCGUCGGAAUCACAAUACAGCAGUGCGUUCACCAUCAUCAGUCUGUUCGAUGCCUGUUGCACCAGCUGUAUCACGGCAUGGAAGAUUGCGGCAGGUUAAGAAGAGAGGUGGUGAAGUCUCCGAGGAACUACAGAAAGAUGCUUCAGCCUUACAUCGUGCAAGGAGGACAAAGAGUCAUUCCAGUUUGGAUGUAUCAAAGAGAAAAUCAUCACCAAAUACUUCCCAUGAAGACUUGACAAAGCAAGAGUCUCAAGCCAAAGAACUGAGAGUAACACGAAGUGUGGCAAGACUUGGGCCACAUUCAUCACAUUCAGUUCUGCAGCCAAUACCAGAAGAGUCCACAUCUAGUUCUGUCGGUGCGAGCAACAAACAGCCAGCCCCAACUGAGCGGCGCAAGAGGAAGCAUACAUCAAGGUCACCAGUUUCAAAGAAAACAUCGCCUAGAAAUAAGAAGCAGGAAUCUACAAGGAUAUCACCAAGAAAAGCAAUGAGGUUGCGCAGUCGUCUCCUGAAAUAAUUGUCGUUCAGGGUAACAUUAUGCAAGAAAACAAUUUUCUUUGUAAAAGAAAAUGGAAAUAUCAAAGAAAUUGACAAGUGGAACACAGUACUUUUUUCCAUUUAUAGCAGACACCGCCAAGUUUCUGGUAUUUCAGGUUUAUAUUUAACAAAUACAUUUAAAAAAUUGGACAGGCAUUUGUAUAAAUAUUUACUGUGUUAAAUGCAUGUAGGAAUAAGUUUCUCAUCUCUUGACAGGUAGGGCAUAGCCUGCAUGAUUUUAAUUUACGAAGAACAUGUAAACAGUGUGAAUUUGAGUAAUUAAGACACUUACUACUUUGUAUCACUGCCUUCCUGUUUUCUGCCACAGGUGACAGAAAAACAAUGCCCUCUCCAAUUUGUUUAUUGUGUCAAAAGUCAAUUUUAUGCUGCUACACCCAUUCUGUAAUAAAUCAAUCCUUUUUAAAAUAUGAGAUGAUAAUUUCACACAUUUAUGUAUAUCAUUCCAAGAAAUAAAACGAGAAGCUUGUACAGAAAUUCUUCCUAUGGCUUACACCACAACAUUUGUAGCAUUGCAUGGGUGUCUGAGUUAUUCAGUGUAAGGAAUGAGGUGCAAGUAAAAAGUUUGUCUUUAUAAACAGAAGAGCAUAGCCUGCAUUGUUUCAGUUUUCAAAACCUUUGUGAAUAUUGUGAUUUCAAAUAACCAACCUGCCAUGUUAUUUAAUGUGACUGAAGUGUAUGUAUUCUAUUAGAUAUGACAGAAAAUAUUGUCUCUUGUACUUAUGUAAGAUAAUGUGUGCAAACAUCCAUUUUUAUUCUAUAACAGAUUUUGUAAUAAAAUCAGUGUUCAAAAUUCGA
Messenger RNA from Schistocerca americana (American grasshopper), 9835 nucleotides. RefSeq names its product platelet binding protein GspB-like. Gene Ontology annotation, molecular function: protein binding. Bases 9 to 8999 code for a protein of 2996 amino acids. The record is from RefSeq and is a predicted model, not a curated record. Lineage: Eukaryota; Metazoa; Arthropoda; Insecta; Orthoptera; Acrididae. The transcript has 33 exons.